GCUUUUUUAAAAAUCAUUAUUAUGCAUCCAGUAGUUUCCUUGUUUUGUAAAAAAACAGAAAAAAAACUCCUAAAUGUCAAAGUGCCACCAGCCCAGUGCUUCCUUUAUAUGACACAAACCUCUAAUUUACAGAAAAUACUGAGGAAAAUCAGCAAAUCUGCACAUUUAAAGAGGCUGAAGCAUUUAAUUUAGCCCUUUUUACAUGAGAAAUGACUGAUUAAUCACCUGUACUUUGAUCCUAAUUGGCAUCAGAUACAUCCCAUAAUACAUCCACAUCAAGCAUAGUUUUAGUGAAACUAUGGAGAAAUUACAAUACAGAUGACACUCGAGUCUAACUGCUGCUGUUUGAAGUAUGGCCACUUAAAUAUCCAGCUCGGGAUGGGGCUGUAUAUUGUCGCACCUUUGUUCUGAUAAGGGUCCCUGCCCCCAUCAACAAAGUGCGAACGACUGGGAGGGUCGCAGCAAUAUAAGAGGCCAGAGGAGAGUCGGGAGGGACUCUGUAUUUUGGGUGACCUGUGCUACUGUCCUGCUGUUCGCCACGCUGAAGUUUCUCCUCAUGGAUUUCCUCCGCGCUUAUCUCCUGGGCACCGUUCUCUUCGGAGUCGCCAAAGCUUUUACGCAUGAGGAUAUGAAGGAUGCACUGCUGCAGAAACUGGGGUUGGAUGAAGUUCCAAACAUCCAUAAGAGGGAUUUGGAGAAUCUGGUUAUUCCGGCGCAUAUCAAGAAUAAAUACUUGUCCAUGCUGAAGAUGCACCACAGCAGAAGACGCAGAUCUUUGCCCAGUUUGGUGGGCAUCCUGCGAGGAAUCCCUGGCAAUGCAGAUAUUUCUGGAGAGUACGUGUACUCUGAUGCCACCCGGCAUCGCAUGGUGUUCGACAUGGAGGCGAGGAUCCCGGAAAACAGCGAGGUGACCAUGGCGGAGCUGAAGCUCUACCAGCAGGCUUCCCACACCAAACGCUUCACCAUGGCGACGAGGCACCACCGGCCCGUGAACAACGCCAGAGUGAGCAUCUACUGGGUGGAGGUGCUGCCCAACGGAUCCAACCGGACAUCUCUGAUAGACUCCCGGUUGAUCCCCAUUCACGAAACAGGCUGGAAGAGCUUUGAUGUCACCCAGGCGGUGCACUAUUGGUCCAAGACGCAGCAGAAGACACCUAUGCACCUGGAGGUGUGGAUCGAGGGCGACAGACCUGGCAGCUACGCGGCAGAGAUGGCCAAGAGUGUCCGCUUUACCACCCAGAAGCAGACGGACAACACCUUGGGGAAGCCCGAGCUCAUCCUCUACACACUCAACCUCGAAGAGUACGGUUCUCGAGGCGACUGUGACGUCCACCAGAACAAAGACACCUGCUGCAGAGAACAGCACUUCAUCAACUUCCGCUCACUCACCUGGACUCAGUACUGGAUCAUCGAGCCGGCGGGCUACCAGGCCUUCAGGUGCACCGGAGGAUGCAAACAGCCGAAACGCAACUACGGUUACGGAGAGCGGCGGUGCACGGUGUCCGAAAGCGCACCGCUGCCCAUCAUGUACCUGGUGAAGAAGGGAGACUACACCGAGAUCGAGGUGGCCGAGUUCCCCAACAUGAUAGUGGAGAGGUGUGCGUGCACGAUGGACAACGUCUCCAUAGUAUGAAGUCACAGGAAGCAGCUGUAACCGUCCUGUAAUCACAGAAAUACAGGCAGGUUAUGGUGUUUUUUCAUUUGGGUGUUGAUAUAUUUAAGGGUUUGAACACGUGUAGUACUUUAUAUUUAAAUCUGCUGGGAGACGUUCUGCUUCCACUGAACUCCACCUCCCUCCACAAGCACUUCUAUAUAGUUUGUAAAUUCUGAUAUUUUUUUAAUUUGGAUUUGUGUGGGCCGUGCUGCUGCUGUCAUUCAGAUCUGUGUUUUCCUGCUGUACAGAAAAUCAAUGAGUUUAUGUUUGGUAAAUAAAGUGUUUAGUUUGACGUAAAGCUGCUGCUCGUCCUCCUCCCUGCUGCUUCUGUCUGCUCCUUUCACAUUCAUGACCACAUUCACAUGCAUCCAUACAGCUGCCGGGUCUUUCACCUUGCUGUUUGCACCGAUAGGAAAUUGCAAAGCCGAGUAAAUACUUUGCCUAAUGACUGACAAGGCUUGUUAGGCUGUGGAGGGCCAAAGCUGCUGUAAUGCUUUAUUUGCAGUGGGAAGGAGCUACACGGGCGCCUACAGAGAAACAUGAAGUGGAUUCACAUUAAGCCGGGCUCUCCAUGUGUUUACAUCAGGCUUAGGCCAGUAAUCAGAGCCCCUACCUAACGCCCCGUUUGCUGUCUGAGUGGGGGGUCUCGUCGGUCGCUAAUAUGCUACGGAUGAAGGUAAAUGUACCGAAGACCAGCAGCUGUCUGUCUGGGAGGGACGUGAAUUCCCAUCAUGCAGCAGUGAAAAGAAGAAACACAGGUGGUGGUGCUGUAAAAGGACAAAAAUACAGGAGUGAAAGACAUAUUCAGAUGCUCAACUUAAGUAAUAAAACUCUGUAAAGAUGCUCCACAAGUAGAAGUUCAGCAAAAGUUUGUACGUUUGGUUUAGAAAAUGCAGUUCAAGGACAGACAGACAGACAGACAGACAGAUAGAUAGAUAGAAAGAUACUUUUUUGCACUGCAAAAAAAACCAAAAACAGUGAAUCUUCUACUUUUACAAGUUGUACCAUAUGCUACAUUGUUAAUAAUGAGUCAUAUUACAAACCAGACUUCAACUAAUGACUAUUUUCAUUAUGGAUUAAUCUGUCUAUGUGGUUCAUUAUUUGGUGUGUUGCACCAAAUGUGCAUAUUUUAUUUAAAAAAAAAAAAAACACAGAGCCCUGAAAUGUUGAAAUUUUUAUGAACAAUGAUUUUAGGUCGAUUUCGGCUCUAUUUCUGUGAACAUUUUAAGCUAUGACAGAGCAAAUGCAAUAUUUCAGUAACUCUCCAUGUCUGUUAUAAUAUGUGUCAUACCAGAUCUAGUUAUUUAAGAUGUUUCGAUUAGGGAUGUCCAAUAUUAGCAUAAAAUCUAAUAUUGGUCAACAUCAUUCUCGUAUUUUUUGCCGAUCGUGAAAACCGAUAAAAUAAUGCCUGGAUUUUGCCGGCAUUUACUGACUCAUAGAGGGAGGGAGAGUGUGAACUGUUGCUUGAGACAAUUAAAGAAAAAUAAAUGUCAUUUUUACCUCAUGUACCUUCAGUAUUGCCAGUACUUACAGGGAGUUAGGGGUUUAACUCAAGCCUUACACUGCCAUGUAAUGAUUUUCAGCUGAAAUUUGUAUAUUAUGGAUUAUAUUUUGAUGAAAACCGAUAAAAUAAUGCCUGGAUUUUGCCGGCAUUUACUGACUCAUAGAGGGAGGGAGAGUGAGAACUGAGCUAACGAGGCUAAUGUUAGCUGCUAAUGCUGCCUGAUACAUUAAUCAUUUCAACUGAGCUUCUACAGGAUUUUAAAAUGCUAUUACUAAUUUAGAUAAUAUAAACUAUUAUGAGAUUUUUUAAAUGUUGUGUACUUUUAAAUGAAAUUUACCCCUAAAUGUCUCCCUGAUGUGAUUUCUGAUGAGGUUGUAGAUGAAACUAGCAUUGAUACCUACCUAGCAGGCUAGUGGCUAACGUUAGCUCGCACUCCAAACUGAGCUCAAGCUGCAGAAUUCUGCUUCAAAUUAGCUUACCAAAGCUCUAACUGCAUCACCUAACUGCAUCCUUACACGUCCAGAUGUUUUGGAUGUUAUUUUCGAGAAGCUGAACUUCAGUUGGAGUAGUUUUCUUAUUUUACAGACCAUGUUUCCAUCUAAGAAAGCAUCCAAUGAGGGAUCACAAUAAAAUGAGGCAUGACGUGUUAAUUCCACCACAGGAGUUAUGUGAUGUUACCUAGAAUUAGUUAAGAAGCCCACAGAUAUCGGUUCAUAUCACAGUUGGAAAUUAAGAGUUGGACAAUAUCGGCAUAUCGGUUAUUGGCAAGAAAAAGACAAUAUCAGACAUCCCUAGUGUCAAUAACGAUCACAAACAUCAUCAGGUGUCGUCAAAUCCAGUAGAAUCGACCCUUUGUUGGCUUUAAAUACAGUAAAAGUAGCAAACUUUUGUGAUAAAUCUUAAAUCUGGUGGUUAUCGGUUCUUCUGAGAGCAACUUUUUGGCAGUCAGAGUGAACAUCUGGUUUGAAAAAUCACAACACAUAAGCAUGGUGGCGGCAGCAUCAUUCUACGGAGACAAUUUCCUGUAGCAGACCUUGGAAAGCAGAGGGCAAAAUGACAUCCUGGAAUAAAACAAUUUACAAACUUUUUAUGACAUCUGUCUUCCAGCAGGACUCGGAGCUAAAGUCUAGCAGUCGGUAAAGGAUUGAAACUGUUGUAGAGAUCAGUUUGAAAUCAGACGAGUUUCUGUCUAAACUCUGUUGAACUAAAACAACUUCUAACUUGUCAGAACUUUUUCAGAAGGUCAUUACCAAAUUGGAUGAUGUGCAUCUUGAGAAAGUCAAACAUUUUCUUGCAAAACUGAAGAACUUCCUUUAAAACGCUGCCGUUUCUAUCAACUUU
Molecule: messenger RNA, 4499 nt
Organism: Acanthochromis polyacanthus (spiny chromis)
Lineage: Eukaryota; Metazoa; Chordata; Actinopteri; Pomacentridae
Gene: lft1
Product: lefty1
Exons: 4
Coding region: 557-1633 (358 amino acids)
Biological process (GO): BMP signaling pathway; SMAD protein signal transduction
Cellular component (GO): extracellular region
Molecular function (GO): transforming growth factor beta receptor binding; growth factor activity; cytokine activity
Source: RefSeq, a predicted model, not a curated record